Messenger RNA from Austrofundulus limnaeus, 2423 nucleotides. RefSeq names its product desert hedgehog signaling molecule (gene dhh). Gene Ontology annotation, molecular function: calcium ion binding; patched binding. Gene Ontology annotation, biological process: smoothened signaling pathway; cell-cell signaling; regulation of gene expression. NCBI's taxonomy places the organism in Eukaryota, Metazoa, Chordata, Actinopteri, Cyprinodontiformes, Rivulidae. The transcript has 3 exons. The coding region runs from base 721 to 2115 and encodes 464 amino acids. The record is from RefSeq and is a predicted model, not a curated record.
UGAGCUCACCAUCUGCUGAAUUGGAGGCGUGUGCUGCGGUGGAGGGAGCGCGCAGAGGAAGGAGGGCAAUCAUGUCCGGACGCUCUAAAUGGCUGGCGCAAAGGUGGCCAAGAGCGCAGAGACGCGGCGGAGGGAAAAGGUGGACGAAGGAGGAGCGGAGGAAAAAAAAGAGAGAGGAUAUUUACCUGGGUGGACAGAGGAAAACAUAGAGAGGAGCGGUCAUAAAACAACUUCCACACAGUGAGAGGAGCCGUCAGACUUCAGGUGUGCGUUAAUUUGAACCGGAAACUGCGUGGAGAGACCCUUAAAAACCACCUGCGUGAGGAGGACACKGGGAGAUGUCGUUCAUUUCAUAGCAAAGUCAUAAGGUGAAACUUCUCAGAAACUUCUUCAAUUUUUUUCCUUUUUUUUGGGUUCAUUUUGAAAAAUUGAUGCCAAACUUCAGUAAAUAGUCAUCUGUUUCUGCACUGGUUUUGCUCACUUCCAUCUUUAACAAUAAAAAACAAAAAACAAUAAAAGAUCUAUUUUUUGUUGUUUUUUUAAGUGACGCCUAUUUGCUCCAGCAGUCUUCUGUAAAUAUUUAUGUUAUAAAUAUCAGGACUAAUCUCCCAUGAUUUGGAAUGGACCAAGACCUGACCCUCAUUCAGUUGCUGUCACUCACCCCUGGAACUGGGCUAUCACCUGUGAGCGUCUGACCCCAGGACGCCCCAAGACUACCCAAUGAAGCGGUUCUGGUGGGCCCGUCUGGUGGCACCACUCGGCCUGCUUGUGGUGUGGACCUGCGCCUGGCUGGUCCAAGGAUGUGGGCCAGGCCCUGGGUACGGCAUGCGUUCCAGGACCAGGAAACUCACGGCCAUGCACUACAAGCAGUUCUCCCCCAACUUCUCAGAAAACAACAUCGGGGCCAGCGGGAGAGCGGAGGGCAAGAUCACGCGCAACUCGGAGCGCUUCAACCAGCUGGUGUGCAACUACAAUCCAGACAUUGUCUUCAAGGAUGAGGAGAACACCAGCGCAGACCGCUUCAUGACUAAGCGAUGUAAGGAUUGUUUGAACCGGUUGGCCAUUGCAGUGAUGAACCAGUGGCCAGGGGUGCACCUGCGUGUGACGGAAGCCUGGGAUGAAGACGGUCACCAUCCCCAAGGCUCUCUGCACUAUGAAGGCCGGGCUGUGGAUAUAACCACUGACGACAGGGAAACAGAAAAGUAUGGGCUCUUGGCUCAGCUGGCUGUGGAAGCAGGAUUUGACUGGGUCUACUACGAGUCCAAGCAUCAUGUCCACUGCUCGGUAAAAUCUGAUAAAUCUGAGGCUGUGGAAAGAGGUGGUUGCUUCCCAGGCUGUGCCCGGGUGACUCUUGCUGGAGGGAUGCAGAAGACUCUGUCUUCAUUGGCCCCUGGCGACAGGGUUCUGGCCCUGUCGGAAACGGGACAAAUUGUGUACAGCCAAGUCCUCGUGUUUCUGCACCAGGUCAAAGAAAGCCGGUCUACCUUUCUGUCGCUGGAUACAGAAGAUGGACAGAGAUUGGUCGUAACUCCUCAUCACUUAGUCUUUCUGGUCCCCGACUGCCGGCACGAUGGGAGAGGGUACCAGGCUUGGUUUGCGAGCAGAGCUAAAACCGGAGACUGUGUCCUCAUCAGUACAGAAAGCGGUCAAACGCGACCAUCCCAAAUAGUGUCCGUUUCAGUUACGGACAGUGUGGGAGUGUAUGCGCCCCUGACAGAAGCUGGAACUCUGUUUGUCGAUGGGGUUCUGGUCUCCAGCUAUGCCCUGUUGGAGGACCACAGACUGGCACACUGGGCAUUUGGACCUUUGCGACUCCUCUACUCGUUAAAUCGGCUACUCUGGGGGGAGACGAUGACAACGGGAGUAAAGACCAUUGACUAUAAAAAAGCUUGCACUGAGACUGCAACAUGUUAUAGCACUUUGACCACGAAGGACAAUGCAGAUAUAUAUGAAAAUAAUUACAUUCUGAACAAACAGGACAAUCUUAGUAAACCUCUCGUGAUGAAAAUCCAAAAAAAGCACGCCCUGCAAAGACAAACAGACGUUCACUGGUAUGCUAGGUUACUCUACAGAGUAGCRUGCAUCUUUUUAGACUUUAAUUUAUCAAAUUCUUAAAAGCCAAAAACUGAAAAUAAAUAAUAUACUAAGAACUAUGAAUUAAAAAAACACUGGAAUGAUUUAUCAGAUUCUUGUUUGUAUUCUACUGUAAACAUACAGUUCUUGAGUCUAUGAAUGAUAUAAUAAACAAUUGGUCUGUGCCAAAAUCAAUGUAUAUUAGCCUAUUUGUACAUUAUCUGUUUCUUAUUUUUUUACUUAAAAGGUAUAAAAGUCUAAUGUCAAUGUAUUCAGUACAACAGAACUUUUAUUUUUGUACUUCUUGAAUCAUAAUAUAUAUAAAGGUUGCAUUUAUAAUAACUCCACGU